AUGUUGUCUCACCACCAAGACCAUCAGCAGCAUCAUAUGCAGCAGCAGCAGCAGCAGCAGCAAAAGGAGCAGCAGCAGCAGCAGCAGCAGCAGCAGCAGCAAUCUCUGUUGUCUUUCCCCGUCGUUCGGGUCUAUCCUUAUGUGCAGCGCUAUGCCUGGGGUUUUGCUGCCAGCAAAUCCCUUGUUGCUGCUGUUGCGCAGGCAGCAGCAGCCUGCGCCAACUACCCGCAGCAGCAGCAGCAGCAGCAGCAGCAGCAGCAGCAGGAUUCCGAGCGGUUUGCAGAGCUGUGGAUAGGAGACCAUCCAAAUGGCUGCUCUCUCGUUGCCCCUGUUGACAGCAGCUCACCAGCAGCAGCAGCAGCAGCAGCAGCAGCAGCAGCACCUGCAGCAGCAGCAGCAGCAGCAAAAGCGCCAAUUUCCUUAGCAGAGUACCUGAGACGCCUCAGCCAGCAGCCCCGCCAGCGCCCGCCGCCGCAGCAACAGCAGCAGCAGCAGCAGCAGCAGCAGCAGCAGCAGCAGCGGGGCAGUGGUCUGCCAUUUUUGUUUAAGGUGCUGUCUGUGUCUUCUCCGCUGUCUCUACAGUGCCACCCAGACUCUUCUUUAGCAGCAAAACUGCAUCAGCAGCAGCAGCAGCAGUUUCCCGACAGCAGCCACAAACCCGAACUUGCAAUUGCUGCUGCUCCUUUUGCUGCUCUCGCGGGCUUCCGAGCAGCAGCAGCAAUUGGCCUGCUGCUGCAGCACAACCAGCAGCUGCAGCAGGCUUUGGGGGACCACUUCAUGGCCUCGCAGGAAGCAAAAAAGCUGCUGCACUUAGCGCAGCAGCAGCAGCAGCAGCAGCAGCAGGACGAAGAGGAGGGGAGGUUAGUGAAGGCUGCCUUUGCUGCGCUGCUGCGGGCGGACGCGCACCACCAGCAGCUGCAGCAGCAGCAGCAGCAGCAGCGGCAGCAGCAGCAGCAGCAGGCCCUCAGGGCCCUCCACGAACGCCUAAAAAAAAACCCUCCGCCCCACCCCCAGCAGCAGCAGCAGCAGCAGCAGCAGCAGCAGCAGCAGCAGCAGCAGCAGCAGCAGGAAGCGGACUGGGUGGCGCUGCUGCUGCUGUCUCACUACCCAACAGACGUGGGCUGUUUUGCUGCUUACUUUUUAAAUUUAAUUCUUUUAAAAGAAGGAGAAGCAAUUUUCAUUCCCCCCAACUACAUGCACUGCUACUUGCAAGGCCACUGCAUAGAGCUAAUGGCUGCUUCUGACAAUGUCAUAAGAGGGGGGUUGACUUCCAAAACCCUAAACCCUAAUUUGCUGCUGCAAACCCUCGACUUCAAACCCUCGGCCCAAACCCCCGCAACAAAUGUGCAGCAGCUGCUGCCGCUGGAGCAGCAGCAGCAGCUGCUGCUGCUCAAGCAGCUCUGCACCCCUCCAGACCAGCAGCAGCAGCAGCAGCAGCAGCAGCAGCAGCAGCAGCAACUGCAGCAGCAGCAGCAGCAAGGGGAGUGCCGCUUAUACCACCCUCCUCUUUACAAAUUUAACGAAUUCUGCACAGUGAGGGUUUUGCUGCCUCCCAAUGCCAAGAGGUCUCUAGCGCUGCUGCAUCGGACCCCAGGAGUGCUGCUGGUGCUGUCUGCGCCUUGGCCUGCCGUCAUGCGCGUUAGCAGCAGCAGCAGCAGCAACAGCAACAGCAGCUGCAGCAACAGCAGCAGCAGCAGCAACACGAGGGACAUGUGCGUGCCUUUGCGAGCUGGGGACAUAUUUUUUAUUGCUGCUGAGUCGACCGUUACUUUGGAAACUGGAGAGAAGCAGCAAAUGGGAAAAGAAGAAGAAAUGCAAAGAAGCACAAACCCCAUUGCCAAGCUGCUGCAGCAGCUGCAGCAGCAGCAGCAGCAGCAGCAGCAACAGCAGCAGCAGCAGCAGCAGCAGCUAAACAGCAGCAACAAUUUCCUCGCCUUCCUUGUAACCGGAGGCUUGACAGCGCAAAUGUUUCAGUGA
Messenger RNA from Eimeria tenella, 1977 nucleotides. RefSeq names its product mannose-6-phosphate isomerase, putative. The record is from RefSeq and is a predicted model, not a curated record. Gene Ontology annotation, molecular function: zinc ion binding; mannose-6-phosphate isomerase activity; structural constituent of ribosome. Bases 1 to 1977 code for a protein of 658 amino acids. Lineage: Eukaryota; Apicomplexa; Conoidasida; Eucoccidiorida; Eimeriidae. The transcript has 5 exons. Gene Ontology annotation, cellular component: ribosome; cytosol. Gene Ontology annotation, biological process: GDP-mannose biosynthetic process; translation; carbohydrate metabolic process.